CUUACUUACAGCCACCACCUUUGACCUUCAAUGUUCGCUGAUAAGUUAUGGAGGGAAUUCAGCCGCAUCGGUGUUCGGGGAGCAUCACACCCCCAGGACAUUUAUCACUGGAAGGCUUGAGCAAGGCAAUGUUACAUCUUGCAUUGUAGUAAUAGUUUCCUCUGCGGCCAUAAUGGGGAGAUCAAUUCAUUAGUUGAUAAUCCCUAAGCCUCACGCUUGCUUGUCCUCCCAGGCGACUUGGUAGCCCUGGAUGAUUGCCGAGUUCAGUACUUCUAUAUAUUCGAUGCCUAUAUUUGAUGCUUAUAUUUAAUGCCUACCUAAGAGAUAAUGUCUCAUAACACGAACUUGAGUAUUUCUGGAAAUACGGCGCAAUGCAAUGCGCGCCAGCUCUUUUCGCUCCUGCAGGUCGGUACGAUCCGUACGAUUAAUCUUUUUAGUGAUGGACUAGGCAAAUCAGAAAUUGCCGACUUCCUAGAACUGGAAGAGAAUAAAAAAUUCAACCUUCCAGAGACGCACGAAUAUUUGCGCAAGAAGAGGCUUCAGGCCCGUGUGAUCGACAGCAAACCAUCAUCAUGUCAACACAAUGGGCUAUGUUGGCUUGGUCUUAAUAGGGUCAAGGAUGAAAUAGAUAAUCUCAAAACACACGAACGUGGACCGUCAGUUCUAGGUCAACUAAUUCCCGAGGACUUUUCUACUGUUAAGCAAUGGAUGGGGUCGAAAGACUACCAGAUCUUGUUAGUAGUAAGCGAGCCAGGCAACGUUACUUGGACGACCACCCUCCUGCUAGAAAUUCUAGAUUUGCAACUUGCAACAAAAUAUAACCCGACUAUCACCUUUGCAGCUCACAUGUGUAACCUGUAUCACACGGAAACAAAGGAGCGACAAGUAAGACUGUUGGUAGAAACCCUACUCGACCUACUCGUCGAAUCCUACCCAGAAAUAUUCGAUGACAUACAUACAUGCCAACAACGCAUAACUACCAAACAAGAGCCAGACAUCGAAGUUAAUCAGCUGUGGGGCCUGCUUACCAAAUACGUUCAAGACUCCGGAACGAAAAAGCUCAUAAUCAUCAUCAAUCAGAUCCAUUGUUUGUUUCCAAAACGCUGCAACGAGAUCCAGUACCCUUUUAUCAAAAUGCUGGAGACAUUUUGCGAAGACCUCAAGAAAGUCGGAAUUAUCGUGAAGGUGUUGGCCAUUAGUUUGGAAGAUAAUGUAGCUGAUUUCUUUGAGCCGAUAAAGAAUUUACGUGUGAUCACGCUGGCGGAGGCACCAUCUUGUUAUUUCUCUGGAAAUGAAUGUGACGGGGCUUAGAAUCCACCAAAGAACAGAGCUCUCCGAAUUUCCCAACCCAAACCUAGUUAGGUACUUGAGCAGAUGCUUCGUGUAUGUUAGAACUCUUUUCUUAUGUUGGAUCAGCUACUGAUUUCACUCCAAAGA
Molecule: messenger RNA, 1437 nt
Organism: Hypoxylon fragiforme
Lineage: Eukaryota; Fungi; Ascomycota; Sordariomycetes; Xylariales; Hypoxylaceae
Exons: 2
Coding region: 328-1311 (327 amino acids)
Source: RefSeq, a predicted model, not a curated record